AUGUUAAUUGCCCAAAUAUUUGCAGAGGAUGUAGAAAAUACUGUAAAUAUUGAAGGAGAAGAAUUUGAACUUGAAGAUGAUAAUAAAUAUGAAAGAGAAAAGGCACAAAUCUCAGAAAAAAUUAGAAGUUCUAUUGAAAAGAAGAUUGCUAGAAAGAUUGCCUUAAGAGAAGUUGCUAAGAAGAGACAAUUUGAUAGAAAAACAUCUAAGAUUCAUCGUAAAUUAAAAAAGAUUAAUACCCAAAUUGAAGGACUUCAAAAAAGACUUCAUAUUUAUUCAAAAACACGCAAGUCACUUAAAAUUAAAAGAACAAAAUUAAUUUCUCAAAAGAAAGCUGCUAUUUUAAAGAUUAAAAAACUUAGAACAUCUAUGCAAGCUAAAAUUACAAAAAUGGAAAUGAAAGCUAUGAGAAAAGGAAAGAAAAUUAAUGUUACCAAAAAGAGAGCUCUUCAAUUAAUCCAAAAGAAUCAAGCAAGAAAGAUUGUUCGUGAAUUUACUAUUAAAGAAAAUAGAAUUAAAAGACAAUUGAAACAAUUAGAAAGUAAGAAAUCCAUUAUGAGAAGAAAGAUUGUUCAUUUACAAGGUAUUGCUAAAUAUUUAAGAGCUAAAUUAGCUAAUGUAUUAAAACAAAAACAAGAAUAUGCUAAGAAGAUUCAAAAUAAGAGAAUUCAAUUAGUUAAGAAAGCUAUGAGACAUGCUAAAGUCUUUGCUAUGUUGAACCAAGUUGAAAAACACAUUAAACAUGUUGAAGAAAGACUUGCCGUUCUUGUUGAUGAAAGAAAGAGAGGAAAAUUAUCAACCCAAAGAGAAUAUUUGAUGAAGAAACAAAAGAUGAUUAAGAAAAGAAUUGAAGUUUUAAAAAGAAGAAAGGCUGAAAGAAAAGCUAGAAAAGUAGAAAUUAAUAAAAUGAAACAACAAAUGAAAGAAUAUAAUAAAAAGUAUCAUGCAGAAAAGAAAAUAAAGAAGGCAGCAUUAAGAAGUGCAAAGAGACAAGUUAGUUAUUUGAAGAGACAAUACAAAAAAGCAGAAAGAGCAUACAAUGGAGCCAGAAGUCUUGUUAAAAGAGAAAAGAAAGCUAUUGCACUUAAAGGAGCUAGACUUGCAUUCUUCCAAGCUAAGAGUAGUGUAUAUAAUUUGAAGAAAGAUAUUAGAGAUAUGAAAAAUAUUUCUAUUCAAAAAGUUCAUGCUAUUUUGAGAGGAUUAUUGAAAUUGAAAAUUAUUGAUGCUAAUAUGAGAAUUACUGAACACAAAUUAAGUAUUAAAGAAUAUGAAGUUUAUAAGAAGAAGGUUGUUGGUAGAAUUCAUCAAUUGAAGAAGUACGGUAGAAGACUUGACUUAUGUCCUGCUAAUCAAAGAUUAUUAAGAAAGAGACUUUCUAUUAAUUAUAGAAGAUUAAAACAUGUUGCAAGAAAGAUUUCACAUUCUAUGAAAGCUAUUAGAGUUCAUCAAUUAAGAAUUGGUAUGAUGCAUAAGAAAUUGAGAAUGAUUGCUAUUAAGGAAUACAAACAUAUGAAAGCAAUGGUUAGAUCUCUUAAAGCUAGUGUAAAAGAAUUGAAGAAUACAAUUCGAGUUGCUAAAUUUAAGAAAGCAUGUGCUGGAGUUAUUACAAGAAAGAGAAUGAAUUAUAUUAUCAAGAAUGCUAAGAAUGAAAUCCAAUCAUUGAAAGUUGAAAUUAAUGAUUUUAGAAUGAAAAUUAAAUUAGUUGAUGAAGCUAUUGCAGAAGAAAAGAGACAACGAUUAAUGGUUACUAAGAUAGAUUAUCAUAGAGCUAAGGCAGCUCUUCAUGAAGCCAAACAUGGAAUUAGAGUAAUUUCUAGAAAGAUUCAAAAGAAUAAAGAGUUAGCUACUAGUUCAACUGAACCAUGGAAGAGAAGACAAUAUCUUGGCAGAAAUGGUAAAUUAACAAUGAAACUUGUUAAACUUGAAAGCAUGAGAAAGAAAUUAGCACGAAAAGUUGAUAUGUUAAAGGUUAAAUAUAACAAAUUAUAUCAAGCAGAAAUUAGUGAAUUCCUUGCAUACAAAACUAAAUGGGAAGUUAGAAAAUCUAAAGUCAUUGCUGAAUUAAAUAAACUUGCUAAACAAGAUACUAAAAUCACUAGAAAGUUAAGAAAAGGAAUUUGUGAAAUAAAGAAGUGCAGAAUUCUCUUCAGCCGAAAGUAUAAUUAUUUACAAGCACAUAAAUUACAAAUUGUUUUGUAUAAGAUCAAUAAGAAAUUAGAAAAGAUUCACAGUGAAUAUGUUAGAAGAUCUGAAGCACGAUCAUUCAGAAUUAUUAAAAAACGAUUCAAUAAACAGAAGAAGGCAUAUAUUAAGAAUGAACAUCUUUUGAAACAUGUUAGACACCAAUUAACUCGUUUAGAGAAGAAAAUUGCUGUUGCCGAACAAAGACUUCCAUUCCUUGCAGAUAAUGAAAAAGUAAUUGCUAGAGGUGUUGUUGCUGCACUUGAAAAGAUUAAGAGAAAUGUCCAAAAGAAAAUUAACGUCUUAGAAAAUCAAAGAACAAUUAUUAUGAAGAAGUAUUUGGCAUUGAACAAAGAAUAUCUCAUUCAAUUGAAAAAGAGAAUGGAAUCAGACAAGAAGAGAAAGGGAGAAUUAAUUGCUAAAAGACCAGAAACAUUACGAGCUGCUUUAUAUGAAUUAAUUCCACAUAAACAACAAAGAGCUGAAAGAAAAUUAAAUAGAUUAGAUAAAGAAGUAGAAAGCUUAGAGAAAAGAAGUCUUGAAGAUGCACAUAGAAUGAAAGAAGCUAUUAGAACACGUAAAUUCUUACAAGAAGCAGUCAAACCAAAAGUUGUUUGUACUGGAGGAAUUAUUAAUUGCAGAUAUUGCCAUAGUCUUGGAAGAAUAAUCAAAACAUCAUUAAGAAAUAGGGAAGAAGAUCGUAUAAUUUUAGAAAGACUUCAUCAUAGAUGCAAUAAAGAAUUACCAGAAAACCAAGCUAGAUGUAUUGAUGUUGCUAUGAGAUUAACUGAAGCUGCUGUUAAAGUGUUUGACCCAGUUAAAUUUAAAGUUGCAUCUGCUUGCAAGAAGAUUGGAGUUUGUGGCAUUUAA
Messenger RNA from Entamoeba nuttalli P19, 3051 nucleotides. Its product is annotated as chromosome partition protein, putative. Lineage: Eukaryota; Evosea; Mastigamoebida; Endamoebidae. The transcript has a single exon. The coding region runs from base 1 to 3051 and encodes 1016 amino acids. The record is from RefSeq and is a predicted model, not a curated record.